AGAGAGGAAUGACUUGAUUUUCCUUAAUCAUGAGUGAACAAGAUUAUGAAGAAAGUGGGCCAAAUCCAAGGGAUGGGAUUGCCAGAGAGAGUAGUCCAUUUAUUAACAGUGCAGAGAUGGACAGAGGAAACAUGUAUGAAGGAAAGAAUAUGGCUCUCUUUGAGGAAGAAAUGGAUAGUAAUCCCAUGGUGUCAUCUCUUCUUAAUAAACUAGCAAACUACACUAAUCUAACUCAAGGCGUGGUGGAACAUGAAGCAGAUGAAGACAGCAAGCGAAAAGAAGUCAAGGUUCCACGUAUGGGCACUUUUAUUGGUGUGUACCUGCCCUGCUUGCAAAACAUCUUGGGAGUCAUCCUUUUCCUACGUUUAACGUGGAUUGUGGGAACAGCUGGAGUUCUUCAGUCUUUCAUCAUCGUGUUCAUGUGUUGUGCUUGUACUAUGCUAACAGCAAUUUCAAUGAGUGCAAUAGCAACAAAUGGUGUCGUUCCAGCUGGAGGCUCUUACUACAUGAUUUCAAGAUCUUUAGGGCCAGAGUUUGGUGGAGCAGUGGGACUUUGUUUCUACUUGGGUACAACCUUUGCAGGAGCAAUGUACAUUCUUGGUACCAUUGAAAUUUUAUUGACCUACAUUUCUCCAAGUGCUGCUAUAUUUAAGGCAGAAGAGAUUGGUGAAGAAACAGAGGCUAUGCUGAACAACAUGAGAGUUUAUGGAACAUGUAUCAUCAUUCUGAUGGCCAUAGUAGUUUUUGUAGGAGUAAAGUACGUCAACAAACUUGCACUGGUCUUCCUUGCCUGCGUGAUUCUUUCCAUCAUUGCCAUAUAUGCUGGAGUUAUUAAAACUGCUUUUGACCCACCUGACUUUCCUAUCUGUCUCCUUGGAAACCGUACAUUGUCAAAACGCAGCUUUGAUGUCUGUGCCAAAUUUACUGAAAGCAAUAAUGAAACAAAGACUACAACUUUGUGGCAACUAUUCUGUGAUAGUUCUUUGCUUAAUGCUACAUGUGAUGACUACUUUAGUCUCAAUAAUGUAACAGAAAUUCAAGGGAUUCCAGGAAUAAUGAGUGGAGUUCUAACUGAUAAUCUGUGGAGUACCUAUUCAGAAAAAGGAUCAAUAGUUGAGAAAAAAGGUCAGCCAUCAGUUGCUGGAUCAGAGGAGAUAAAAACGGGCAGUCUCCCUUACGUUUUUACAGACAUCAUGACCUACUUCACAAUGCUUGUAGGGAUUUAUUUCCCAUCUGUGACAGGUAUUAUGGCAGGUUCAAACAGAUCUGGAGACCUCAAGGAUGCUCAGAAAUCUAUUCCUACUGGAACAAUUUUGGCUAUUUCAACUACGUCUUUUAUUUAUCUCUCCUGUAUAGUGUUGUUUGGUGCCUGUAUAGAAGGUGUGAUAUUAAGAGAUAAGUUUGGAGAAGCAGUUAAUGGAAAUCUAGUGGUUGGUACACUGGCCUGGCCUUCUCCUUGGGUUAUUGUGAUUGGUUCAUUCUUUUCAACAUGUGGUGCUGGUCUCCAGAGUCUCACUGGUGCACCCCGUCUGUUGCAGGCCAUUGCAAGAGAUGGCAUUGUACCAUUUAUUCAAGUAUUUGGUCAUGGAAAAGCAAAUGGAGAACCAACUUGGGCUCUGCUCCUCACUGCUGGUAUUUGUGAAAUAGGAAUUUUGAUAGCCUCAUUGGACAGUGUAGCACCAAUUCUUUCAAUGUUUUUCCUUAUGUGCUAUAUGUUUGUAAAUCUGGCUUGUGCAGUUCAGACACUUUUACGGACUCCCAACUGGAGACCUCGUUUCAAGUAUUACCACUGGACUCUCUCAUUCCUGGGGAUGAGUUUAUGUCUCGCCUUGAUGUUCAUUUGCUCUUGGUACUAUGCUUUGAUUGCCAUGCUAAUCGCAGGAUGUAUAUACAAAUACAUAGAAUAUAGAGGAGCGGAAAAAGAAUGGGGUGAUGGAAUCAGAGGACUGUCUCUGAAUGCAGCUCGCUAUGCUUUGCUUCGUGUUGAAGAUGGCCCUCCUCAUACCAAGAACUGGAGGCCUCAACUUUUGGUCUUGUUAAACUUGGAUAGUGAGCAGUUGGUGAAACAUCCUAGAUUGCUUUCUUUCACCUCUCAGUUGAAGGCUGGUAAAGGAUUGACUAUAGUGGGAUCUGUGCUUCAGGGAAUCUACUUGGAUAAGUGUACAGAAACUCAGAAAGCUGAAGAGAACGUUAAGGCCUUAAUGGGAGUAGAAAAGACUAAAGGAUUUUGCCAGAUUGUGGUGUCUCCUAAUUUCAGAGAUGGAAUAUCCUAUUUGAUUCAGUCAGCUGGUCUAGGAGGGAUGAAGCAGAACACAGUCCUGAUGGCAUGGCCACAGUCAUGGAAGCAGACAGAAAAUCGUUUCUCAUGGAAAAAUUUUGUUGACACUGUACGAGAAACAACAGCUGCUCAGCAAGCAUUGUUGGUGGCUAAAAACAUUGACUUAUUUCCAACAAAUCAAGAACGUUUUACUGAAGGAAACAUAGAUGUGUGGUGGAUUGUUCAUGAUGGUGGUAUGCUGAUGUUACUGCCUUUUCUCCUUCGACAGCACAAGGUUUGGAGAAAAUGUAAAAUGCGUAUCUUCACUGUUGCUCAAAUGGAUGAUAACAGCAUUCAAAUGAAGAAGGAUCUUCAGAUGUUCUUGUAUCACCUUAGACUGAAUGCUGAAGUGGAAGUUGUUGAAAUGUUUGAAAAUGAUAUUUCUGCGUUCACAUAUGAGAAGACACUUAUGAUGGAACAACGAUCUCAGAUGCUAAAACAGAUAAAAUUGUCAUUAGUAACCUUUUUGUCCCAGAUUCAGAGCAUCACUGAUGAGUCUCGAGGCUCAAUCAGAAGAAAAAGCUACUCCAGUCCACAGUCCAUUGGCCAAGAUGCACAAGCACUGCUGACUAAUGAUUGUCGAGAGGAGGAGGCUCAGCUGAUCCAUGACAGAAACACUGCCUCGCACUCAGCUCCAGCAGUCAAAGCAAGUGUGACUACUGCUGUGCCGGAAAAAGUGCACAUGACUUGGACUAAAGAAAAGCUUGUAGCUGAAAAGCAUAAAAACAAAGACUCAAAUGUGUCUGGCUUUAAAGAUAUUUUCAACAUGAAGCCGAAUCAGUCAAAUGUGAGAAGAAUGCACACUGCUGUGAAGCUCAAUGGAGUAGUGCUUAACAAAUCACAACAUGCUCAGCUGGUUCUCCUGAAUAUGCCUGGACCUCCUAAAAACAGAAAAGGGGAUGAAAACUACAUGGAGUUUUUGGAAGUUCUGACAGAAGGUCUGGAUAGAGUUCUCCUUGUCCGAGGCAGUGGACGUGAAGUGAUCACCAUUUAUUCUUAACCUGUUUGCACAUUUUGUUCAAAUUCUCUCCCCGCCAUAGUUUGAGCAGCUUCAUUAAAAGUUCUAGUGCAUUGAAAAUUAACUGCAAGCUGAAUCUUCUGGUGUUGUGCUUGUUUAAUUAAAGUUCUAUAUUCUUAAAAUAUAAUUUAAAUAUAUUUUAUGUAGAAAGUGUUUCUGUAGUGAAUUAAUAAAUGGUGGAUGGGUUAGGAUAUUUAUAUUAGCAUAUUCUGAAACUUGUUAAAUUGUUGUGAAACACAAAUGAUGUAAUGCAAUGGUAUUUUUAAAUGUAUAGAAAUGUAAGCAACUUCUGAUUAUUUCAAUCUAAAUAAAAGGGAAAGGUUUUAGGAAUAGCUGGCUUCCUCCCUUACCACACUGCUGCUAUGUUGCUUCUGUUGGGAUUGGUCCUGGUUUAGGAAACUUCAUUCAGAACUAUUCAAAUUUGUAUAUUAUGUUCAUCAAGUGUUUCCAUGAAGUUAAUUAUUUGCUAUGCUUGUUUUAAAUAACAUUUUUCUCUUUAAAAUACUUAGCCAGGUAGCUGAAGUCUCCAGGUGAUGGUAAUAGUAAACUGACAAGUUGUGUGGGUUUUUUUCAUUAGCAGUUGUAUACAGCACAAUUAUACCAGUGAUACCUAAGAACGUCAACUCAUAGGAGGGCUACGAUUGUAGUACCUCCACCUGAUUGCAAAUGUAAUUGUAACAACUGAUAAACAGCAAGUAGGUUAAUGAAGU
Egretta garzetta (little egret) is the source of this 4045-nucleotide messenger RNA. Its product is annotated as solute carrier family 12 member 7. The transcript is spliced from 25 exons. The record is from RefSeq and is a predicted model, not a curated record. Gene Ontology annotation, molecular function: potassium:chloride symporter activity. Gene Ontology annotation, biological process: chloride transmembrane transport; potassium ion homeostasis; potassium ion import across plasma membrane. The coding region runs from base 30 to 3317 and encodes 1095 amino acids. NCBI's taxonomy places the organism in Eukaryota, Metazoa, Chordata, Aves, Pelecaniformes, Ardeidae. Gene Ontology annotation, cellular component: membrane.